GGCUUCAGGACCCCCCUGAGGCGGAGUCGGCCUGGGGAAUCUCUCGCUGGAGCAGAGCAGUAGUUAUCAGGGAUGCUUCAGACGGCGCUGGACUGCAGGCAGGGAGACGUAAAACUCAGCUCUUCGUGACCUUUUCUGGGAGCAGAAAGCAGCUGGAGAACUAAGUGCUGUUAGUGUCCAGGGAGGUUUCCCACCCAGUUGCCCGAUGUUCCCCACUCCACCCCGCAAAGGAGAGGCUUGGGAGGGUAAAAGAUCACGGAGCUCAAGGUUACGCAGCCCAGACCCCUCAUUUAACUGAGAUCACACCGCUAGCCUGUGGUAGAGCUGGGCUUCUGCACACCCAACCGCAGUCAGAUUCUCCCCUUUCUGAUGACGAGAAGGAAGCGUCGGGGCUGGGACAGCAGGAUCCCCAGACGAUGUGAUACCCUUUUCAUCUGAAGUCCGGCGGUUCCCUCGAUUUGACCACAGUCUGCGACCUUUCUGUGGAAAGACCUUCGAGGGUGAAAGAGAAAUAUUCGCACCCUGUGGGAAAUGGAGAAGGGGCCCUAACCCUUCUGUGGUGCAGAGACCCCAGGAAGCUCCGCCCAGCCCGGGGAGCUGGGACUGAGCUGGGGAGGAAGGAGCUCAUACUGAGAGACAGAGGAAGUCCAAGAGCACAGAGAGGAGCACCCCGGCUCGGGCACAGUUCAGCUGUGCGCGAAGAGAGGAACAGAGUAAGGGAACCCUCCGGCCCCUUUGUAUCUCACCACCACUGAUCAUAUUGAAACAGCCUGGGAUGAACGACACCGGGAACUGUACCUAUGAGGACGAAAGCCAGCUCCAGGACUUGGCCAUGAAAGUGUACAUCAGCAUUUUGCUGGUCCUGGGCAUUGUGUUCAAUGCCUUGGCCUUGUGGGUGUUCUGCUGUCGCAUGAGAAAGAAGUGGAUGGAGACGGUCAUCUACAUGACCAACCUGGCCGUGGCAGACUUCUGCCUGCUCUGCGUCCUGCCCCUCAUGCUCUACUCCCUAAAGUACAGCAGGCAAGAGGACACCGUGCUGUGCCAGAUCUCCCAGAGCAUCUACCUGGUGAACAGCUACAUGAGCAUCAGCAUCAUCGCCAUGAUUGCUGUGGAUCGCUAUGUGGCCAUCAGGUUCCCGAUGCUGGCCAAGAGGCUGCGGUCCCCCGGCUGUUCUGCCAUCAUCUGUGCUGUGCUCUGGGUUUUGGUCAUCAUCUCCAUAGCCAGCCGCCUGGCCUGGCAAGUCAAAGAUGGUGGCUUCUGCUUUUCCAAUGAGAAUAUCUAUGGAUCAAAGACAUUCAUCUUCUCCAUCCUUGGCUUCUUCAUCCCUUUGAUUAUCCUGACCUUCUGUUCAAUCCAGGUGAUUGUGAGCCUGGUGAGGAAGAAGAAGACGGAUGCCCAGGAGAAGAAAGUCAUCCAGAAAGCCAUCUGGAUCAUCAGCGCCAACCUGCUCAUCUUCCUGGUCUGCUUCCUGCCCAUACAUGUGGCCUUGAAUAUCCGGCGCAUUGUGGAACCCAGGACCUGCUCCAGCAUAACCAUGUGGAAGAAUGUCAUUUUUAUAACCUCACGUUUGUCCAAUGCCAACUGUUGCCUGGAUGCGAUCUGCUACUAUUUUGUGGCCAAGGAAUUCCAGGAGGCAUCCGCCAAAAGCAUCUUCGCUUUGCCCAGGUCCUACAAGCUCCAAGACUCAACACAGGCAUCUGUGGCUUAGCGAAUGUACACAUGAGAGCUGCCGUAGCUUCUUGAAUCAUGGUCCCUGCAGUGGGAUGGAGAGGGAGUGGCUGGUCUUAGAAGACCACAUGCUCUGCUGGUGUUUCCUGCCUUACCAUCCAGCAUGCACCCCACCUUGCCCUCAGAGCCCUGUGGCUGGGAUUCAGGAGACCCAGGUUCUAGUCUUAUCACCAGCUUACUGUGUGACCUUGGGCAAACUAUCUGGCUUUCCUGGCCUCUAUUUCCUCAUCUGUGAAAUGGGCAAAUGGGCACGGGAAAAUGCUUUGGAAAGGCAGCCUUGUGUGAUUGGGGGAGGUCUGUCCUAGCUCAGAUAAAAUGCAAGCUUGACAGUGACAUUCCUCCAAGUAAGAAGCUUCACUGGCUCCCCAUCACCUCUUGGAUCAAAUAAACUCUUUGCCAGGGGCUUAGAGUGCUUCACAACAUGGCCACAGCCUCUCUUUCUAGGCUACACAUUCCUCCCUUUCGUAUACAUGCAUUCCAGUCCUACUGUCCUCGUUGCUGCUCCCCAGCCUGUUAUUUAUCUCCCAGCUCUGUGCCUUUGCAUCCGCUGUGCCUGCCAGCAUCUCUGGCUCGGCAGCAGGCCCUUCCUGACGCCCUCCUUGUUAAUGUUCCCCUCCUCCGGUCACUUGGUAUGUAUUUGGUGUCUCACUUGUACUUGACUACUAGCCUGGUACGCGUCCCAGGAGAACCGUGAAAACCAAAGCCGUGGUUGUGGUCUUGGAUCCUCAGUGCCUAGCACCGUGCAUGGCACAUCAUCGGUGGUUAAUAAACACCGGGUGGAUUUUUUGUACAUGUCAUCUCCCCGCCGUCCCCACCCGAAUUGUAAAUGCCUUGGUGGCAGGGGCGAUACGGGAUUCCGUUUCUGUCUAAGCAUCCCCAGUGCUAAGCACAUCCUUCCAGUGUCUUGGCACAUCGUAGGUAUUUAAUAAAUGCUAAUUAAAUGGACUUGAACCAGGA
Molecule: messenger RNA, 2685 nt
Organism: Phascolarctos cinereus (koala)
Lineage: Eukaryota; Metazoa; Chordata; Mammalia; Diprotodontia; Phascolarctidae
Gene: GPR35
Product: G protein-coupled receptor 35
Biological process (GO): positive regulation of Rho protein signal transduction; phospholipase C-activating G protein-coupled receptor signaling pathway; chemokine-mediated signaling pathway
Cellular component (GO): plasma membrane
Molecular function (GO): chemokine receptor activity
Source: RefSeq, a predicted model, not a curated record